Molecule: messenger RNA, 4617 nt
Organism: Lytechinus variegatus (green sea urchin)
Lineage: Eukaryota; Metazoa; Echinodermata; Echinoidea; Temnopleuroida; Toxopneustidae
Product: ankyrin repeat domain-containing protein 6-like
Exons: 4
Coding region: 3063-4388 (441 amino acids)
Molecular function (GO): protein binding
Source: RefSeq, a predicted model, not a curated record
AUGUGUGUGCACUCUGCCCUAUAUGGAAUACCUGCUAUUACAGUGCACCGGCUUUUAUUAUUAUUGUUAUUGUUAUCCUUAUUAUUUUGAGAAACAUGCAUACGCUUAAUGCAUUCUGAAAAGAAUAACAUGUUUUGAAAAUAGCACGUUGUCUUUUCACAUUUUCUUCCCAUUGUAGUGUCCAUAUAAGUACAGUGAUAUCAACAAAAGCACUUUCAAAUUAUGGAGCGGCGAUAGGGAAUUUCGAAAGCGAAAAAAUAUCAGAAAAUAAAGGGAACUGGCGGUUGGAUAAUGACAUGUUGUGAUUCUGCCUUUUCUUUCUUAAUAUUAAUUUUAUUCCUGCUUUCUCUCAUUUUCUCCUUUUUAUUCUUCUUUGAUCAAUGUGGAAAUUCACAUGGGACAGUCUCCUCAUGUCCCCGCAUUAUACAACUAAUUUGAGUUGAAAAAAAACUACACAGUUCUGUUAUUUUUUCAUGGAUUCUCACCAAUCCUUACGUUUCUAUCAUUUGAAUACGGUACGGACUUCCCUGUAUAAGGAAUAAACUUUAAAGAAAAAAAGUACUUUGGGACGAAAUUGAAAUUAGUUUUUAUAAUUCACCUCUUUCCCUUAUCCACUGCUUUUAAUGUGAAAGUGCUAUCAUCUUAGAUUAAUAAAGUCAUUUUUAUAAAGAUAUAGCACAUAGUUUCAUUUUUAAGUAUUUUUGGAAAAUAAAUUUGAUUUCCAUGGAUCAAAUGUCAAAUUAUGAAGUGGUAAGGUGAGGUGAAAUCAUAAACUAACACAUAGCAAGAUAGUCCCAACUAUCUGACUCUGAUGGAAUUGUCAAUAUUUUUCUUUCUAUUUUAAUUCAGGCCGAUGUCAUGCCCUAUUACUAGUAAUUUACAUGCCGUUUUUAUUGCAAUUCAUGAAACUUUUUAUUUCAAUUAAAAGUCACAACCAUUCCUGUAAACAAUGAAAAAAUCUUGGAAAAUUAUGUUCCAAAACAAUGCGAUUUUAGAAAGUGAAUCCACCCCCUUCCCUCUUCCAUAAAUCAGCCUCAGACCACAAAGAGUUGCGACGAAUUUCUGCACACAAAGAUAAUACAGAAAGGCAGAAAAAAAUGAAUUAUAACUUUUAUAUAUCAUCUUUCAUUCACAUCCCGUUUGCCAAGUCCCUGGAAUUUGUUUAGAGCCCCCCCCCCCCACCAGAGUAAUUUCUACAGGCACAAUAAACCAUAGAGUUUAUAUAACUCUAUGCAAUAAACUGAUUGUUGCGCGUGCGCCUCGCUCGGAUUUCCCCCAUAUUAGAGGAUGACGUCAUUAUAAAAGACGGGAAUUCCCCCCACUCAUUCUUCUAAGCGUCACACGCAAAGGGAUGUUUCAGGGGAAACGAAAGUCAGUUAUGGUCAUUGCGGACGUGUCUGUGCAAUCAGGUAGCAAUUAAAAUAUCACUUCACUCUUUUGCAAGGCUGUCAAAUUGUAAAUUGGAAAAGAGAAAGCGGUCUUCAAAGAAUUUUCCCCAACCUUUUCCCUGCAUUAUUUUCAAUCUGUGUUAGUGAAUUAUAUAUCCAGCAGAAUCAGUUCAAUGUAGACAUGUCGGAAACAUUGGCACUGAAUUAUGAAAGACAAUAAAACAUUUUUUUCGUCUCCCCGUUAGCUUCAAGUAUACAUAAUUUUAAAUUCAAGCUCAUGUAACUCAAAACGAUUUCAUAUUUUAGUGAUAGGCCUUCAGUAGCAUGUUGCAUACACUUUAAGACAUACAGUGUGCGAUUAAAGCAGAAUUAGAAAUAAUAUCAUGGAUGCUAUCUGUAAAUACAUUUCAAAACCUAUUCCUUUUAGUAAUGUUUUCAGGCACUUUGUAUUUGGAUGGUAACAUUUGUACUAAAAUAUUUCGAGAAAUAUUAUCAUAUAAGUUUCAUCAAAAUAAUGCAGAAGAAGGAAACUAAAAAUUGUAAGAGAUUUUAGUCAUUGUGAUCAAAAUUAAAUGAUAUUUCUAAAUAUUUUACAAUUUCCCACAUUACAGUCCCACCUUUAAAUUUAAUCGUAUACUUACUAAACAACAUGCAACGAGGAUAUGACCCUUGUGUGUGAUACUCAGCUGACUAUGGACAAACCCGGUCGCAAGUCAUGAGUGGUAGACGGGAAAAUAGGGGAAAAUACCUUGUAAUCAGCUUCAUCGCGGAAAAAAUGCCUGAUGUGACCCAUUGCGGGCAGUUCAUAUCUAGGAUCUAUAGACCUUUUCCAGUUAAAGGUCACAUGAUCAAACCAACAAUAAACCCGUAUAAAUCACAAGGAUGUUUGUAAAUAUUCAUUUACUUGGCAAAGUCAGCACUUGUCCGCCUCUGUAUCAGUCGUAUAUACCGGAUUUCAAAAAUCGUAUUUUGUCUCCUUAUUAUGAGUUUGGGUAUGAGUUGCAACAUUUCGAUAACAACCGUUCUGGUUCUGGUUAUUGUUUUAUCAUUAACGAACCGAUGACAUGUAAAUGUUCAUUAUGGGGUAAUGUUCUAAAACCAGACAAAGGAGAAUAGAAUGAGGUCGGGAGAUUGUCUGCCUUUUCAAUUCUGAAGUUGCAAUGUAUACGGCUUCAACAUCUGAUUUCAGAAUCAUCUUUUUCUGACCAUACUUCGAAGGACCAGUGGACCGUGUGAAAUAAUCCGGACUUUCGUUGACAAACGGAAGACAAGACAAAACUCGUUUAAAAUCGGCAGGGCAAUCCCGUCAACCUGCCAUUUCUGUAUUUUGAAUUGUUCGAUAAGAUUAAUGUGUGUUUCUCCCUGUGAUUUUUUUUCCUGCGAUGCAUGACAAGAGGUGGAAUUGUUUGAUGCAGUGCUUAAUUGUCCAAAGUACUUCCUUCGGUGACAAGUAGGCCUAUUGGUUCAUGAUUGUCAUCGUUUGAUAAUUAAGAUAAGACGAAUGCGUGGGAGUUUGUGGAUCACGUGACUAGAAAAAAAGCAGACGACAUUCGAGUUGUAGUCCGCGAGGGAUCGAGUCAGCAAGUCAGUCAAUGAGCUCUCGCAAGACGAUAAUUUCGACGUACAAACUGGGGCUCCUAAACAUCAGAUCACAUCUGCAUUUCGACUGGGACAAUGAAUUCUCUUCUGCUUGCCGUGAAGGCCAACGAUGUCAGCGAAAUCCAGCGUCUCUUGACAUUCUCUCCUAUUUGUCGUAAACUUGUCAACUACCAAGCACCGCAGAACCAUGAAACACCAAUUUUCGUCGCCAGCGUACGGGGCUACACCGGCGUGGUACAUUGGCUGCUCAACAGAGGGGCUCGGGUCGAUGUAACAACAAGCUGGGGUGCGACUGCCCUUCAUGCUGCAGCCGAAAGGGGUCACGAUUCAAUUGUCAAGCUUCUUGUUGAGCAGAAAGCACCCCUCCACAUCCAGACACAGUAUGGAGACACUGCCCUCCAUCUUGCAGCCUAUAGGGGCCAUCAUAGGGUCAUCUUACUCCUCCUCGCUGCGGGAAUAGACACCACGAUCACCAAUUCAAAGGGUAGGACAGCCGUGGACGAAGCCGAGCUCGCUGGUCAUCACAUCAUCUCAAAGCGGCUGAGAUGCGAGAGACCCUCGCGAUCAGGUGAAAAUCUGGAGGGAGAUAGGUACCCAACUGCGUUUGGAUCUUCGAGAACAGAACUACUAAAAAAUAAACCAGCACCGCAAAAGACAAACGUGACGGCGUGGGUAGACAACAUUCCUGGCGAAUUUUUACCGUGUAACCCUCCUUGUGAUAUCGGGUUACCUGACGAGAAAUAUCCUGGUCAACUGGACACCCAAGCCCGCACGAAGAAAUGGGUUCUAGACGCUUCGGCUGAACCAAUGAAAACAUCAUCAAACGUCCAAGGUUUACAGACGAAGGUUGAGUUUCCCUGCGACGAGGAGACCGUGUUCACUCGUCCUACCCCAGUGACGUCAUCUAAUACCGGUUCCAAGGUGAAACCGAUGAACUUCUCAAGGCGCAAGGCAGCCAUGCUAAAAGACCUCGGAAAGAGCCAUUCAUGUGAAGGAAUCUGUAUGGAGACAAAGAUUCCUCGUGAAAUGCUGCUACCAGAUAUUGACGAUGUCACGACAAGACCGCAUGCACGAUGUCGACGCGUCAACAGUCUAGAACGCGCCGUGGAGGAGCUCCAGGACGAGCUCAGAACGACACGUGAUGAGAUGGAGCGCGCCAAAGCCGACAUCAUUGACAUCCAAGACAUGAUGAGGCUAUGCUGGGCACGGGGUGGUGCUGGAGCGGUAAUCAGCGAUCGCGCUGCAGCCUUAGAAGCAUCAAGGAUAGGUCAACGAUUUGUCAUAAGCCCUCUGCCUAGUGACGUUAUUGAUCCAUUUUCGUCAAGAAGGCAUUCGAAUCCAUUUCAAAUAGACCAAAGCAAAGAAGUUUCUCAAAGUGAUGCCGAGUGCAUGUCUGAAUAAGAUCCCAAUUAAACACUCUUAAUUGGGCAACAUACUUUCCACAAAACAAUUGGGUUAAAAAUAAAAUUUAUCCAACUCUGGGUUGUUUUCAAUCAAUACUGUGUACAUGGUGUAAUUUGUAAAAAAAACUCCUAAUUAAGAUCACAUGCUCGAUCUUUAAUGAAAAUCAUAAGUCAGAAAAAUUGGAACCAGUUGGAUUCGAACCUGCCAUCUACUGCUUUCCGGGCAG